Labrus mixtus (cuckoo wrasse) is the source of this 5055-nucleotide messenger RNA. Its product is annotated as protein FAM83B-like. The transcript is spliced from 5 exons. Gene Ontology annotation, cellular component: cytoplasm; membrane. Lineage: Eukaryota; Metazoa; Chordata; Actinopteri; Labriformes; Labridae. The record is from RefSeq and is a predicted model, not a curated record. The coding region runs from base 114 to 2984 and encodes 956 amino acids. Gene Ontology annotation, biological process: epidermal growth factor receptor signaling pathway.
GUUUCAAAUCCACACCUUAGUGCUGCUGGUUUACUGAGACAGACUGCAGGGCUCCACUUUGUUGUUGUGGUUUCAGAGGAAAACGUCAUGAGGUGAAGCAGAGGUCAGACAUCAUGUCCAAUCUGUCCUGCCUGUCUUCUCUCAAAGAAGAGGACAGUACUGUUUAUGUGCAGCCACAUUAUAAAGAGACUUACCGGCUGGCAAUUUACGCACUGAUCUGCGGGGGUAAAGAGGCCUACGAGGAGUUCCUCAGGGCAGAGCAGAUCAGCCACUUUCUGUCAGACGAGGAGAUCUUAUUCAUACUGCAAAAUGGAGAACUUUGUGCCGUUGAGGACAAGGAGGAGGACUCUGAAGAAAAACGGCUCACAGACGGGUGUGAGGCCGGGACCUCGACGUACUUCCCAACAGAGUCAGAUGAAGAGGUGCCCGACCUGGACCUGGGCUGGCCGGAGGUGUCACUGGAGGGUGUGGACACCAGCAUCAGCCUGCUGUUCCACCCACCCCGCGACAACACGCCGAGCAUUAAAGAAGUGGUGCGCAAACAGAUCCAGGAGGCGAGGCAGGUUAUUGCCAUAGCGAUGGAUGUCUUCACUGACGUGGAUAUAUUCAAAGAGAUAAUCACAGCCACAUUGAGGGGAGUGGCAGUCUACAUCCUUCUGGAUGAUUCACAAUUCAAGAGCUUCCUCACCAUGUCCCUCAGAGUGGGCGUCAACCUCCAGGACUUCAAGAACAUUCGUGUUCGAACGGUUCAGGGGCAGCAGUAUCAGUGUCAGUCUGGAGUGAAGUUCCAUGGAGGUUUGGAGCAAAAGUUUUUGCUAGUGGACUGUAGAACAGUGGUGUAUGGAACGUUCAGCUACACAUGGACGUUUGAGAAGAUCAACCUUAGCAUGGUCAUGGUUGUCACAGGUCAGCUGGUUUGUACUUACGACGAGGAGUUUCGAAGGCUUUACGCUCGCUCCGCAGUUCCUGUAACGGAGUCCAGCAACAAGUUAUCCAUCCAGUACCUGAGAGAUAUUGUGGCAAUGAAAACUUCAAACUGCAGUCAACUGUCCCUCAACCAGAUUCACAUGAGAUCCAGAGUGAUGCACGGUAUGAGAGGUGCUCAGGAUGACAGGUUUAACAAUGCCGUCAUGCUGACCAGGGGACUGAGCAUGCAGGACAGACUGCAUCAAUCUCAUUGUGCUGAAAUGGGGAAUCUGGUACGAGGACACAGUUAUGGAGGAGAACUUCAGAAUCUACACUCCAUGACUCGGCUGAGGAUGGGGACCAAAGACUUUGGAGUCCCUCUUCCUACAGAGAGGACUGGAUCUAAUCUGAGGGUGGGUGGUGACCCGCUGCUAACUAACAGGCUAUCUCAGCAGCAUCUUAGGCACCGGACUCAUUAUGGAGCAGACCAGAAUCUGCUACCAUUCAACUCUGAAACAUCCCUCAACAGGUGGAAGAUGGACACAUACCUCAACAACAGUGAUAUGCCUCUAGAUGCAUCAUGUGAUGCGAUAUCCCCAAUGACAUCUCCAUAUAGCAGUCACACAGGCUUGAACGAUUAUCAGUCACAAAUGAUUCACAGCAGGUCCAGGGACAUCAAGUCCAGGAUGGAGGAAAUGAGAAAUAAAAGACUUAGCUUGCAGGAAUACACCAAUCUCAGGCAGAGUCAAGAGUCAUUGAGGUCUAUGUAUCCGACUCUGGACAGGCCUAAACUGAUGACUCCGUUAAGAGGUCUGGACAUGAGGCAGAGUAUGUCAGAAUUAGAGCCAAAUCCACAAAACGGUUGGAGCCUUGAACCACCCAACCACAAAGACAGUGAGCCAAAGGCAGAAGGCGACAAAAGGGAGCAAAUUCUCACUGAUGGCCACCGCUCUGCCUCUCACAAUGAUGUCAAAAUGGUUACAGAUCGAAGGACAAUGCAGACAUAUGAUUGGCGUGAGCCUCUUUCAAGGACAACCUCGGCUGCGAAUAUAGAGGUGAAACAAAAUGAUCCAUCUCUUAAGCUUUCUCAUUUGCAGCCUAGUGGUCUCGGCCUCCAGCACCCAAGAGCUAUGGAGUCUUUGACUGAAAUCCCUGAAGAGAAAGAGGGUUCGAAUUCCCGUGUCAACAGUUCAGACUCUGCAUUCAAAGAAGGAAAUGAGGAGAUUCCCAUUGAGGACAAAGCUGUUCCAAAGGAGAACUCAGUGAAAUCAAGCUUACCUUCAGAUCCACAGCAUCAAGAUCUGCCUGGAGGAAGUCUUGGUUCUAUAGGUAAGGUGCGAAAAAGCUCAGAAUCAGUUACUCCUAAAGAAGCAAACAAAUCAAUAUCCAGUGAGGCAAAAACUGUCAGAAAGAACUCAAGCACUUCUUCAGGAUCUCAGCUUACAAUAGACGGUAAGAGUAGUCCCACUACUCAAACAAAACACGAGGAACACAGCCUUCAUAGGAAGAAUUCCUUGAGAAAGAAAGUACAAUCACUGCUUACACCAGACGAUAAGAAAGUCUCCAAAAAAGAGGAGAAAUCACUCCAAAGAAAGGCGUCAUUGAGAUCACAGAAUCCCUCAGGGUCGAACCAGUCAGUUAGAUCUGACCAUUUGCAGGCAUCUUCAGAAGAGAAAUCUACAAAGAAGGGUCAAUCGCCGAGCCCCUUAAGGUCUCAGAGCUCCGACAGUGGUGAAGUGGAGAAGCCUAAAUCUCCAUUUCCGAGGUUAUCUCCUCACCGUUCAAGCAAGAGAAAGACAAGCCAUGCAGCAGACCAGGACCGUGGCGGGAGUAGCACUCUGGACAAGGAGGGAACGACUGUCUAUCGGAGAGAGAAAGUCUACAGUCGAUUUGAAUAUUUGCUCAGCACUGAAAGUAUUCCUCGGGAUAAAUCCAUGCACUCCUCAGAGAAAGACAAAGGCUCCUCCAUGAACAGACCUGACUCUAACUUCUCAGGGUAUCAGACACAAAGUGGCUCUGAAAACAAACUGGGAAAAUUCAUGCAGCGAGUCGGAAAUCUGAUAAACAAGAACAAGUAGAGUUGCAAGAAGAAACAAUCGUCACUGAGAUCAAGAAUUAAGUCAAUUUUAAUAUGUAGUACUUCUUUUGAUUGGUUUAAUAUUGGGGCUUUUUUUAUUUGGGAUGACAUUCAUCAGUAAUGCCAAAACACAAUGUUUUGAUGUAAAAAUACCAGUAAGUCACGUUGAAUGAAGUUAAACAGGCAGUAUGUAAAUUCAGCUGCCAGCUUGUUGUCAAUCAAAACAAUAACAAAAGAUGUUGUCAAGGCUACUCCGCUAGGAAGAGAAUAUGUUUACCGAUGAUGUAUCCAAGUAUAAUUUAUAUUUUAAAAAUGUAUCACAGCAGCAGAUACAGCAACAGUACAGCAGCUUUUAGUAACAGUUGAAGUAACAUCCAGUGUUUCCACGGCAAUGAUAAACUGUCAUGUCUGUCAUGACACGUCCCGUUACAACUGUAAAAUUACGGAUUUAUCUGGAUUUGAUAGAUUUUGGAAAUAUUUGAGCUAAUGUAAAUAUACAACAAAAAAUAUAUAACAUAGGUUUAGUCCUUUUUUAACUAAUUCAGAUAUUUUAGUGUAGAAUUCUAAUCAAAUCUUACAUAUUGUACAUUUAAAUCAGAGUCUACGUUGCAAAGAGCACUUGCAGAUAUGAAUGAAAACAUAGUUCAUUUUAUUAUAAUUAUGGUUGGCAAAAAUACAUGUUUGCAUAACUUACAUGUGUUUGUUCUUUUUGGAAUUAGGUUAAAGUUGUAUUUAGUCCACUCAUCAAAAUCCAAUAGAAAGACUAAAACCAACAGUACAUGAAACCUACCAGCAUAUCUGUUUGUAAUCUGUUUUCAUUAAUCAUCCAUAAUGUUCCUCUAUUCCAUAUAGCUCCAUUGUCACCACAUGCUAAGUGGAUUUAUACCCCACUGAAAAUAGUCCCCAACAAAUGCACUGUUUCUUUAAGUUGCCAAACACGUUGGCUUUGACCUGCAUUUGGAAAAUACCUGGCCCUUUAGAAAAUUUAAACCGACCUGCUUUUAAAAAUGUGUACCUUAACUAGGAACUAAUGGGCUCAUGCAUUGACAGAUGGAUUGUUGAUUUUUGUCUUAAAUGAAAGAUUUUCAAGAAAUUCAAGAAACCCAAGGACGCUUGUAAGUAAAAAAAAAGAUAAAAUAACUCAUUCUCUAAUGAUUUUUUUCUUUUGUUAUCUGUACAGAGCUUUAAUUAUUUUUUUAUCGUUAAUUUUAAUGUACUGUUAGGUAUGUUUCCUAUAUCGUCUUGACUCGUUGAAGACAGUCAUGUUUGAGGCAAAAUUUGCUGAACUAAUGGGAAACAUUUAUUAUUACUAAGUUUACAGCAUAGAUAGUCAAACCAUCGAAGUCUUAGUCCAUUCUCAAAAUAAUCACAGUAAAGACUGUUAAUUAUCAAAAGUUACCAAUAAAUAUAAACUGCAACUGAGUCUAUAUUUGCAACCAUAUAUUGUUGGAAAAGUGAACCUAAAAAAACUACAAUGUUCACUUUUUGAAUGUAUACUGUUAAAAUAAGCAUUCAAUAUCAAAACAACUCUUAUUAAAUGAACCAACUUCUUUUCAUAGAGCACACAUGCCGUGAUAUUAAAUUUAUGAUUUCACCUUUACCUUUUUUUGUGAAGAGAAGAAAGGUACAGAUGAGAAGUCAGAGAAGAUAGGAAAGAUGUAUUUUGGACUGCAAGAUAAUAUGUCAGAAGUGACACUAGCAGCCCCAAGAGGUUGUAAGAUUCACUACACGUCAGAAAAAGAAGUUAAAGGGUCGGAAACUAUUCCUUUACUUAAGAGAGUCACAUGAUUGAUUAUUAUUUGGAUUUUGUUUUCUUCUGGGCCAACCUUGCUCAGUGCCUAAGUCAACCUCUUUUUAUUACAUUAAUAAAUAAUUGAUAACUAAUAACAACAGCUACUGUUUGUUCUUGAAAGAAAUGAAAGAAAUAUACAGAAACACAAGAAAAUUGCAUCUCACUGCUUUGCACAUUCAGGGUGUACUAAUUUCUUUAUUUGAAAUAAUUGAAAAUAUCUACAAUUUGUAUAAUAAUAAUAAGAUCAACAUGAUGUAUAAAAUAAAACGUUUUUUAUGAA